Molecule: messenger RNA, 1178 nt
Organism: Brachypodium distachyon (stiff brome)
Lineage: Eukaryota; Viridiplantae; Streptophyta; Magnoliopsida; Poales; Poaceae
Product: tetratricopeptide repeat protein 33
Exons: 6
Coding region: 288-911 (207 amino acids)
Molecular function (GO): protein binding
Source: RefSeq, a predicted model, not a curated record
UUCUCCUUCUCCUUCUCCUUCUCCUUCCUGAGCCGCAUCCCUCGCUCGUUCGGGGCUUCGGGCCCAUCUCGCUGCCGCCUGCCGAGCGCCUCAGCCCCCUCGCUUCGUCCGCUUCGUCGCUCGUCUUCCUCCUCGCGCGAGCGCCGCCGCCGCCGGUUUUGGUCUCCCCUUGGAUUCUCUCGCUCCCGACUGUUUCUCCUCCCAUCACCCCACGAACGGAUUUAGCUCCCCGUCUCAUCUCCUUAAUCUUCCCCAAUUCGUAACUGAGGCAAAAAUCAAGUUCCAUAAUGAAGAUAGCUUGGAAUAAGAACGUCAAAGCGAAGAGGCAGCCAGUGGUGGCACCACUGAAGCCAAGGCUGCCAUUUGGUACCGAGGUUGGGGAAAAUGAGGAUGGAAAGGACGGGAGCAGAGAGUCGGAAGCUAGCUGUCCUGGAUCCAGGCCACCAGAUUCUGCGCAGUCGCUCCAAGACCAAGGGAACAAGCUAGCUGAGGAAGGGAAGUAUCAUGAAGCGCUCAGUAAGUGGGAGGCUUCACUUAGCUUGAUACCAGAUAAUGCAAUAGUUCAUGAACAGAAAGCUCAGGUUUUACUUGAAUUGGGAGAUACAUGGCGUGCCCUGACAGCAGCAACUAGAGCAACAGAAGUUGAACCAUCAUGGCCUGAGGCUUGGGUGACGCUUGGUAGAGCACAGUUAAAUUUUGGAGAGCCAGAUAAAUCGAUUGAGUCUUUUGACAGGGCGUUAGCUAUCAAGCCUGACUACAGUGAUGCAAAAGCCGACCGUGAAACCGCAUCCCGACUCGUAAGGAAACGAGGGCAGUUGCAUUCGUCAGGCGAUCUGAGUGCUAACAAGAGACGAUUCACAGUCGGAGGGAACUCAGAGAAAGAAAAGGAGAGUAAAGAUGAGGAAGCAUGACUGCAGGAUGUAGCCAUGUAGGCUGGUUGCUCUUGAUGUGUAGAUAAAUGUCACAUACAGUAAGUCUGUAGGUGGUCGGUUACUUGUGCUGAAGGAUCGGUGUCCUGUGCAGCUACUGUAUAAAGUCUACAACUGACAUUUCGUCCUUGUACUACCUGUUUGCGGAUCAAGCGGUAAUUCGCCAUUCCUGUCCAGAGUUUUCUUGAGAAAGAUAUGUUCAUUUGCGAGUUCUGCACAAACAGUGAUGCACAAGAAAUAAUUUAUGCA